Messenger RNA from Saccoglossus kowalevskii, 597 nucleotides. RefSeq lists its product as uncharacterized. NCBI's taxonomy places the organism in Eukaryota, Metazoa, Hemichordata, Enteropneusta, Harrimaniidae. Gene Ontology annotation, molecular function: oxidoreductase activity. The record is from RefSeq and is a predicted model, not a curated record.
AUGAUUCGUGCAGAGAUUGAACAACUUUGCAAAAGUAUUGAAGAAAUUCAUCCAGGGGGUGUCGAUGUUCUAGUAAACAAUGCAGGGCGGGGAGGGACAGCAGCGACUAUAGAGCAAUACCCUGUUGCAAAUUGGGAUGAUGUGAUCAAAGUCAAUUUAACAGCACCAUUUGAUCUGAUACGCCUGUCUAUUGGGGAGAUGAAAAAAAGAGGUUGGGGCCGUAUCAUCAAUAUCUCCUCAAUAUUCGGUAAGAAAACUAUCACGCUCUAUCCGGCAUACGUCUGUUCAAAGCAUGGUCUCAAUGGAUUAACAAAGACAGUUGCAAAUGAUACAUUUGGCACUGGUGUGACAUGUAACGCAAUAUGCCCAGCUGUUGUCGAAACUCAACUUGCUAUUGCAGAAUUCAGACAAUUGGCAGAAACAACGGGUCUCACGUAUGAGACAGUAACAAAACAAUUCUUAGAGAAAACUAAUCCAAAUGGGCAGUUCAUAAAAUCAGAACAGAUUGCCGAACUUGCGGCUUUCCUGUGCUCUCCCUGUGCGGAUCAAAUGACUGGUGCCAUUAUUCCAAUUGAUGGGGGUAGCUGGGCGACAUAG